Molecule: messenger RNA, 639 nt
Organism: Parnassius apollo (apollo)
Lineage: Eukaryota; Metazoa; Arthropoda; Insecta; Lepidoptera; Papilionidae
Source: the annotation of a GenBank genome assembly
AUGAAUGGCAUGAUGAACCUCCUGAGGGAAUUCAAAAAUGAGCAAAAUCGAAAAUUUGAUGCCCUUCAGGAUUCUAUUUCCGGGAUUCAGGUACAUCAUAAAGAGAAGCUUAACUCCUUACAGCAAACUACAGAUGAAAUAAGGAAGCAAAAUGAUGCUAUACACGUGUCCAUGGAGUACCUUCUGCAGGAGAACACCGAAUUAAAAGGGAAAGUGCAAAAAAUAGAAAGCGAACAGAACGAAAGUACUGAUUACAUACGUACCCUGGAGAACAGGAUUGAGGUCAUAGAGCGACAAGGUAGAUGCUCAAGUAUUGAGAUUCGGAAUGUGCCGGUGACGAAAUCAGGAAGCAAAGAAGACCUUCUAAAUAAUGUACUAAGCAUAACGACUGCACUGAAUGUAAAAGCGUCUGCUUCGGAUGUAUGUGAUAUCUACAGAAUAAACACAAAAAUAGCGACACAGAAACCUAAUAUAUGUAACUUAAAUAGUGUACUUAUUAAAGAAGGGAUUUUGAAAAGCCUAAAAAACUUUAAUAAAGGAAAUAGAUUUAGUACAGAACACAUACAUAUCAUAGGAGUUGCUCAGCCUGCAUUUGUCUCCGAGAACUUAACUCCUGGAAAUAAAUCAAAUAAAUGCUGA